This is a messenger RNA of Mercenaria mercenaria, 8900 nucleotides long. RefSeq lists its product as uncharacterized. Lineage: Eukaryota; Metazoa; Mollusca; Bivalvia; Venerida; Veneridae. Bases 187 to 5091 code for a protein of 1634 amino acids. The record is from RefSeq and is a predicted model, not a curated record. The transcript has 12 exons. Gene Ontology annotation, molecular function: 5'-flap endonuclease activity; four-way junction DNA binding.
CGAAAAAAUUGUAUCUCUUCCACGAGAUUGACCUAAUUUUGCGGGAAAUUUGAGAAACGCACGAGUUACUUCCCUUAUAGAUGGACAGCACCUGUCUUAGCUGGUGAAUUUUAUGUCGAUGAACAUUCGAGGAAAACAGAAUGAGAGAAGUAAACAGUUAUCUUUGAUAUUUGAGUGGGCUCCAGAAUGGGUGUGACACAGUUAUGGCAGAUACUGGCCCCGGUGGAGCAGCACCUGACCCUGUCUUCACUUGCAGGUCAAACACUAGCAGUUGACCUGUCCAUCUGGGUCUGUGAAAAUCAAUGUGUUAAACAGAUGCAAGGAGUUGUAUCAAAACCUUAUCUAAGGAAUCUGUUUUUCCGCAUUUCACAUCUAACCCAGCUUGGUGUAAAGCUGGUGUUUGUGAUAGAGGGGUCAGCUCCUGAGUUAAAAUGGGAUACAAUGAUAAAAAGGCAGCAAUCAAGGUUUCCAGGUCGACAGGGGAAACAACCCCCACAGAGACCUGCUGGAAAACAGACAAGAAGAAAUUUCAACUCCUGGUUAAAAGAGUGUUGCGAGUUAUUGGAGAUUCUAGGCAUACCGUACAUACAAAGUAAAGGGGAGGCAGAGGCGUUGUGUGCUCUCCUUAAUGCAUCUGGGUUGGUAGAUGGAUGCCUCACCAAUGACGGUGAUGCUUUUCUUUAUGGGGCCACAACUGUGUACAGAAACUUCACAAUGAAUUCGAAGGACCCACAUGUAGAUAUGUAUCGAGUGAAUGAUAUACAGACAAAGCUAGGUAUAGAUAGGGGCGGUCUUAUUGCUCUGGGGUUGCUGAUUGGUUGUGACUUUGUACCGAAAGGUGUACCAGGGAUAGGAAUAGCAAAUGCUGUAAGGCUGUUACAGUCACUGCAGGGCCAGGAUGUUCUUAUAAGGCUACAGUCUUGGAGUACAAUGUCUGAGAGAGAUUGUGUGGACCAGGCAGAAAUUCUAGCUAGAAGAAAGGCUAUACAGCUUCCAGAUUUUCCACAAAUAAAGGUGAUUGAUGAAUUUCUGGUUGCCAAGGAUCGAUGCCCAUCAAGAUUACCAGAAUGGAAGAGACCUGUGCCUGCAAAACUACAGGAGUUUGCCCUGAUCAAGCUAGAAUGGCCUGUAGAGUAUACUAUGGAGAAGGUGCUACCACUGAUCACAUUAUGGGACAUGCAGGAUCUCAGCCAUUCUAAAAAUCCAUCAGUACAUCAACAUCUGAAACCUCACAGGAUUGUGAAGACAAGAAUCAGGCAAGGGGAACCAUGCUAUGAAGUAGAAUGGAUAAAACCAGUGACAGACACAGUGUAUGACGGGUCCUUUUACAUUACUAUAGAAGCACAAGAUCUGUUUUCAAAGUGUUACCCUGACGUUGUUAAAGCUUUCAUUACACAGUCUGCAGAAACAAAGAAAAAGCCGAAAGCAAAGAAAAAGAAGAAGAAGGCAGAAGCACCACCCAUUGAGCCGCCAUCAUUGGAUAACCUGUCAUUCCAGUUUGAAAAAGUAAAUCUUGGCAAAGUUGCAUCCCAGCUACAGGAAUCUGUGAAAGAUCUACAUCCGUCUUUCUCGGAAUAUGACGAGACAGCCUUAACUACUAAAGCCAAGCAACCAAGGCAUUUAACACUUAGUCCAAAUUCCAAAAAAUCUGGUACCAAAGGUGAAAAUUCUGAGAUUAGGAAACCAGUUGCCAUUCCCAUCUCACAACCAGAAGAAACGGUUACAAAGUCAGGGAGAGGCACUGAAGAGAGUUCUGUUGUGCCGCUUAGUCAGCGGGUAAAGCUGAGACUGCAAAAUAAACAUCAUGGUAAUAACAAAGAAAACCAGGAUAAAAAAGACAAAAUGAGUAAAAUGGUUCUAAAUGACCAGAAAUUCAAUGUUUUAAAAAGUCCUGGUGCUGACUUAAGCAGUAUGGGUUCUUUACUUGAGGAUAUUCAAAAUCUUUCACUAAAAGAAGCAGAAAACUUCAGACACAAGAGUAAAGAAAAAACAACCUCGCCAUCUCUCUCAAAGUUAAGGUGUGAAAGUUCACGACAUGUGGUUUCAAUGAAACAGACUACUUCUAUGAAUGUAUCGACAAGGAAGAUGAGUACUAUGAAAGAAAUUCAGAAAAUGUCAAGUCCAUUGACUGAAGUGAUCUGCAGUCCAAUGACGUAUAUGAAACAUCAGGGAGCUUUAGGUGAUAGUUUUGAAAUUCAGAGAAGCCCAUACUACAUAGAGAACCCUUUUGCUGCUGCCAAGUUAAAGACUGAAAAAACUAUAGACAUUUCUAGUCCUGGGUUUUUCUCAAGACCCGAUCCAAAAACUGCACCUGAAGAAAUAGAUAAAAGAUGUGCUGCAGAAAGACUAAUAGAAAAAAUAGAAAGUGGUAUAAGUCAGGUUGGAACUGAUGAUAGAGUUUCUACCAAUCAUGUCAUGUCGUCUCAGAAGAAAACUGUCCCAAAAAGUGUUCCUGGUGGUGAAGAACUUACUGUAGAUUCCUUAAUGUCAAUUUUGAAUAAUUCUAGUUCAGGAAAAUUGUCAGGCACUCCUCAACAGUUAGGUAAGGAGAAAAUUUCCUCACAGGCCAACCAAACAACAGCCAACCAAUCUGUUUUGGGGCUGGAAACCAGUCUUGGGCAGUUUGGUGAUUUUCAGAUCCAGCAUUCAUUGCUGAAUAGUUUGUGUUCCAGUCUUGUUCAAGCUUUGACACCUAAAGGAGUUUCAAUGACAAGAGAUGAAUAUGACAAACUUUUGAACACUCUGAACGAGAUAGAUUCAGAUGAGGAUGACAAUUUAGAUGAAAAUAGUAUGAAUGAAAAUAAUGUGCUCCAAGAUGAAGUUGUGUGUAAUAUAGAUUUUUCUGAAUUGGAAAAAGCAUCUACAAGUUUUAAGAACUUGAAUCAAAAGCUGUUGUUGAGACCUAUUCAGAUUGAUGAUGAGGAUGUGAUGUCCAAGUUAUCAAAAUCAGCUAGAAAGAAAUUAAGGAGAAGAGAAAGGAAGAGAGAGCAAGAAUUGGAAAAUUUGGCGCAGUUGCAAAACAUGUCUCAUUGCAAAGGAAAGACAAAAAGUUCAGGAUCAGGACAGCAAACACAUAGGGACUCUGUGAAAACUAACUGUUCAGAGAAAAUAGUAAAUGAUGGAUUUAAGAAGACAGAUAAGAGAAAAAAAGUAAAUGAAAAUAGUGUUCACAACUUACUACAUACCACAAAGUCUGCAGGAAAAGCAAACUCAAAAAUGAGGUGUUCUACUAAAACAAAUGUCAGUAAAACAGAGAAUUCACCUUGUGCAAAUACAGUUGAAAGCAAACUGUCAAGACCUGAAGAAAUGAAAGAAAACAACGAUCAAUCUGAAGUUAUAGUUGAAAGUGACCCAAAAUUAAAAAAGAAAAGAAAGAAGAAAAAGGUCAAGAAAGCAUCAUCUGUGAUAGAUAUUUCUGCAGACAAUAGUAUUUUAGAGGUUGGAUCUUGUGCAGAAUAUUUGAAGAAAGCUUUAGAGAAUAACCAAAAAAAGUUGUCAGAAAACAGAAUAACAAAAGCCUCUCCAUUCAUGGAUGUCUCUGCAGAUGAUACUCUGUUAGAAUUAGAAGGACUUUCAUGUAAAGUUACAGGAGAGGAAUUAGAUUCUGAUUUAGAAACCAAACUUAAAAAGAAAAAAAGGAUUUCAAAAGAGAAAAUGUGUAAGGAAUAUGGAGCAAAUAUGGCCAAAGCAAUACAGAUAGAGCCAGUUCUUUCCAUUAACAAUAUGGUGACAGAUGAAUUGGGGGAUGUUAAAUCUGAAAAUUCUCAUGUUUGUGAAUGUGGAGAAAAGGGUAAAGCAGAAAGUGAGGAAAAUAAAGUUACAGUUAAAGCCAUUGAAGUUGAUGAAGUUGUAGAAAUUAAGUUGGAGGAAGACAGAAAUGAAGAGUUUCUUGUGGAAAAAAUAUGCAGUGAUGCUUUGAAUAUGCAGAGUACUGAGGAGUCAGCUCUCUCUAAUGCAAAAACGAGAGAGAUUCUCAAUGAAGAUGCAAGGGUAAUUAAACUUCAGGAAAACAAUAGCGCAGCUAACUUCCCAGUCAGGGAACUGGAACAUUCUGAAAAAGCAAGAGAAUCAUCUAAUUGUGAUUCAGAUAUGAAAAAAGUAUCUGAAACUAAACAUGAAAGUGGAAAAACUGUUCAUGGUCUUGUUGAUACCGCAUUUGAUAUAGAUAAAGCAGACACAUCAGAUGAAGGUUUAAAGAAUGAAAAGGACAACGCUGAAAUCAAUUGUGUUUGUAAUACAAUUGAGAAUGAUAGCAGUAUAUGUCUAGAUAAUGAAAAGAAUUUAGUGCCUGAAGUUGUUUGUUCGGCUAAAGACAAAGAUGAAGAAAGUGAAAAUGGAGAAGUUGCAAAAGUUCUUGAAACAUUGAAUACAUAUCAUAUGGAGCCAAGUGAUAGAGAUGUUGAAGUGCUUGAUAAAAAUACCUCCCAUGUGUUUGAAAAAGAUGUACUGGAUAAGAUUAGUCUUGAUACAUUGGUGCUAAAUGUUGAAGAUGAUGCAAGUGAUACAGUUAGAAGUGGUGAAGAUGAUGCAAAUGGUAUUGUCAAAAGUGAUGAAGAUUGUGAAAAAAUUUUCAGUGGUAUGGUUGAUAAUACUGAAAGUAGAAGAGAAAAAGUAGAAAAUGGUAAGACUGUAUGUGAGUUUAGUGGACAGAGCUUGAAAAUUGGCGUUGAAAAUAUUUCAAAAAAAAUGUUAGAUACAGUUAGAUCGAAUGCUUCAGAUAAUGAUUCUUAUAUGCUGGAUGUAACAAAUGGUGUGGAUACUUGUACAGACAACAUAGUAGAAGAAAAUGGUGAAUACAUUACGAAAUUUCAAAGUAUAGUGAAUGGUAAAGUGAGGGUUGAUAAUUUAGAUUCAUCUGAAGAGAAUAUGGAAAAAUGUAGUUUAAAUGGAAAUGGUUAUCUUGAAAAUUCUAAUGAAAAUGGUACAGAAAUUUGUAAGAGUGAAAAGACUAAUGUUGAUGAAGCUUGGAGAGAUAAUGUUAUGAAGCCAGAAGUGUUUCAGAGUCCAGCAUGUCUUGCCGACAGGUUAAAACUUAAACUUAGAAAAACUUCGACCAAGAAUGUGCUAGAUGCUUUUACCAAUGGAAAAUGAGUUGUUAAUAUGUGUAAUGUGCAGUAUUACCUCCCCUUUUAUACUUUUUAUAGAUCAUCUCAUUUUUGUAGAGUAGUGUAUUUUCACUAUUUUGUAUGCAUUUACUUAAAUGUUUGAGAAAACAGAAAGAUUCAUAAUUUUUCAUUAUCGAAAUUUCUGUCAUUUGAACUUUGAAAUUUUUAAGCAUAAUGCCAAGUUAUUGCUUAGAGAUGCUUCUUGGUAAAUAUUUGUAGUGCUUCAGGAUAAUAUAUUUUCUUACAUGAAGCCUUAUAUAGAUUUUUGAUUGACAGUUUGUGCUAUUAACAGGUUAAUAGUUCAACUCUUAAUUUUUUGGGGCUUAAAGUAAAAGCUUGAAGAAAAACAUUAAGAUUUUGUUCUUAUGUCAUGUAACACUUAGUGAAUGGCUUGUCAGUCAGUAUAUAAAACUUUUAUCCUAUGUCCUUCAAACAGCUGGCAAUAGUUUUGACUGUUGACCAGCAAGCCAUUCAGUUAGUGUAUAAUGGUUAUAGGUACAUUAUGCUGUGAAUUGUUUGUUGCAUGACUGUUGCUUGAAUGUCGAAAAAGUGUUGGUACCAGUUGUGAAAAAGUGUUUGUCAGAAAUCUAAAGUGAUAAUAGUGUUGGAAAAGGUAGACAAAUUAUCAUGAGGUGAAAGAAGAAAGUGUCGUAACUCUUCAGUGUUGAGGAUAAAAUAUAUACUUGAUUAGAGUUAUUAAGAAAAAGGGUUAGUGCAGCAUGUGCAAACUAGUUUAAUAGUUUAAUCAAAAUUAAAACUUUCUUAUGUCAUUGUAUAAUUUUUUUUAAAGUUAUUUAACAAAUUGUUUUCAUGAUCAAACCUGCUCGAUUAUCGAAGUUUUUGCUCCUGAAACUUCUGAUUUCCAAAAAGAGAACUGUUUUUGGUUUUGAAUACUAUUUAACUUGUGGAUUUACAUUAGAUUCAUCAUGACACUUAAAAUAUGUUGCUGCAUGAAUUGUCUUAAGACUUUAAACCUAUAAACAUGACUAUGUAUUAGGUAUUGCUUGUGCCAAACAAGCAUGCGUUUUCACAACUGAUCAUAUUUAGGAUACAUACCACACUAGUUACAAUAUUUUUAGAUUCCACUCAUUGUAUAUUUUGUUUAUUUUUCCUUGUUGAAUAGUUGUCUUUUUCUGUUGAGCAGAUUUGUAUGAAAUUCUUUACCUCCAGCUUGCCACUUUCUAUUUAAUGUUGUUUCUUUUUUGUGUGUGUGUUUUUUUGUAGUUUUUUUAGUCAGUACAAGGUAGUAUGGUUACGUAGUGUUAGGAUCUUGGUCCAUUUAAUAUGUGUAUUAUAGUAAAAGCCUUUAUCUUGAGACCUGUUGUCUACAUGUUAAAACUUUGAGUAUGAUCAGAUAAAUUUAAUUUAAGAAAGGUCAGCAAGACAUGUAAAAUUGUAACAGCUUUAUUUUGAACCUAUCAUCAUUCAGAUCUAUCAGAAGAGAUGUAUGUCAGCAUAUUUUUAAUCGUAUGAGAACUAUUUUGUUGUAUAAUAAUAUGAAAGAUACUGUAGUUCUUCAUGAGUUGUGAUUCGCAGAAAUUCUUACUUUACCAGACCAUAUUUUCAUAUUGGCAAAAUUAAUCGGAGUGCAUUUGGAGAGAAAUUUUUAAAAUGUGCCAGAUUUUAUUGUGAAAGGGUCACAAUCACGUAUUUAUGUCUACACAUUAAAUAGCAUAGAUCAAAAGUACAGGGUUGAAAGUCUUGUAAUGGAUUUCAUUUUGGUGCUGAAGUACGAUUUGCAAUAUUAUACAUGUAGAUACUUUUCUAUACAGCUCACUUGUUAUCAUCUUCACUGUAUGUACUUUUCUUGUUCAAAUCAGGUUCCUCUUAUGUUAAAUGUUGUGCAUGUCUACACAUAUAAGAAAGGUUGCUAGUUCAUACUUCAACAGGCACAAGUGUCUGUAGAAUUUUAUUUUAUUUAAGCAUUCAAGGUGUCUAAAUUCACAACAUGCAUUUUGAUAUCUCCUUGUUAAAAGGUAUAUGUUCUAUUGCUGUAGGUUCAUGGCUCCUAGCUGCCAAAUUUGCACAUGCUCAGUGUGUGGUUACCAGUUUAACUCUUACCCUGCCUAAUUUUAAAAUGGACUUGUCCACCAAAACAGCGAAAACAGUGCAGAUCAUGAUCUACACUGGUCGCAAAGGCAGAAUCAAUCGUGUCCAGCAUGAUAAGGGUUAAUAUUAAUUUCUUUUGUAUUCACGUUGAAAAAUAUUGACUGUCCUUCAUAAAUGUGGAGAUUUUACCAUGUGUAUUUUUUUGCCACAAAAUCCUUAGGGAGCCAUGAAUCAAUAGGAAGAAGGCAUAUAACUGCAUAAAUAUGGAGAAAAUUAAUACCUUAGUAGGGAGAAAUAUGAAUGAAUUCUUUGGUAUAAGUAACAUUUCACUAUUUCUGUCUUCAGUAAACUUGUACAUGUAUAAACCAUUCCUUGAAUUUUGUUAAAUCGUUGAUUGAUGGUUGCUUAAGUAUGUGCAUAUAACAGACCUCAUUAUUUUUAUAGACAGUUUCCCUCAGGUAGGAGUUAUCACUAUUAGCUGUAAUUUUUUUCAUCAAGUUUCGCCUGUGGGGGUAUUUUUAGACACUAGACAUAUUUUAAAAUUUAGGUCAUUUCGUGUGAAAGAGGAAUGUAGAUGAAACUCAGAAAUUUCAGUUUUACACAGCAAUUUUGUAGUUAUUCUAAAAAGAAAUAAAGGUCAAGAAUGCAUUGUCCUUUAAGACAGGAAAACUUGAUAGGUCCCUAUAAAAUAAAUAAAGUUUAGAAUCCAAGAUAUAGUAUCGAGCAUAACACUGGGCAGCCAUGGCCGAAUUGUCUUACUUUCACCAAAAAUGGUACAUUUUUGUUAUUUAACAUUUUUAUUACACUCCUUUGUAGAAAUGGGGUAUAUUGUUUUGCUCAUUGUUGGUUGGUUGAUUGGUAGACCAUUUGGUUUCCGAUCAGUAACUAGAGAAUGUUUGGUAGCUCAAUGCUCAAACUUCAUGGGAUGAGUACCUGUGGACAGUAGAUGACCCCUGUUGUUUUGUGGGGGAGAAGUCCAAGGACUGGAAAUGGACGAUUGCCUGUGGUCACUGGAUGAUCAGUAAUGUUUAAGCGCUCAGUAGGUCAAGGGUCAAAGUCGCAGUAACCUUAAGACUGAAAACAGUUUCUGCUAAAUAACUAAAGAACGCUUUGGCCUACAGUCAUCAAGGUUCAUAGGAUGAUUGCCUGUCAGUAUCUGACCCCUUUCGUUUUGGCGGUCAAAAGUCAAAGACACGGUGACCUAUACACUGAAAACAAUUUUCACUCGGUAACUAGAGAAUGAGUUGACCUACAGUCAUCAAAUUUUAUAUGGCGAUUGCCUGUAGUCAGUAAAUGACUUUCUUGUUUUGGGGUCAAAGGUCAAGGUCACAUUGACCUUUGUACUGGAAACAGUGUCUGGUAAAAAAUUAAACAGUUUGGCUGUCAAAAUUAGGAUUCUUGCCUGUCGGCUGUAAACAUCCCCUUUAUAUUUAUCGGGUCAUUUGGCCAAAGGUCGAACAUUCAAAAUUUCAUACAUACCUACCUCCAACGCCAACAGGCAAUCAUAGGGGGCGUAUGUGUUUUACAAACAGCUCUUGUUCAUGUGUACGUUAUGCAUUUCACUUUACUAGUAUUCAUUGUUCUAUAUCAGGAUAUACGAGUAAUAGAUUUGGGAAGCCACCUCAGUUUUCAAACAAUUCUGUUCACAUUGUAACUGAUUUGUUGCAGUUCUUGUGCCAAGGAGCAAGUUUUUCAUUUCUGUUUAUGAUACAGUGUUGUUUAUAAUAAAAUCACAAAAUACAAGUU